Molecule: messenger RNA, 2178 nt
Organism: Alosa alosa (allis shad)
Lineage: Eukaryota; Metazoa; Chordata; Actinopteri; Clupeiformes; Clupeidae
Gene: inaa
Product: internexin neuronal intermediate filament protein, alpha a
Exons: 3
Coding region: 251-1672 (473 amino acids)
Biological process (GO): intermediate filament organization
Cellular component (GO): intermediate filament; cytoplasm; postsynaptic intermediate filament cytoskeleton
Molecular function (GO): structural constituent of postsynaptic intermediate filament cytoskeleton
Source: RefSeq, a predicted model, not a curated record
CAUUCGGGUUUAUCUAGUCAAACUUUAUACUUAGCCUAUAGGCUAUCAGGUAAGUUGAAGUUUCUUUUGAAAAUAAAGGCAACCUGUAUACAUAGCCUACACUGAGAACUAACGUCAUGGUUCUCUAUAGCAGUUAUUUAUGUCAGAAACUAUGCUAAUGAGAUUAUUGUUUGGAACAGUCCAACUGGUCCCGCUCGGGCUAUAUAAACGUUGGCAGAACCGAUUUUAGAGCUCCUGAAUAGUCGCCGAAAUGAAUUACGGAUCUGAUCACUACCUUUCUUCAUCGUAUAGAAAAAUAUUCGGAGAUGUGGCCCGUUUUUCAGCCUCUACCUCAAGAAGUUCCAUGUCCUCCAGCGGCUUUAGGUCGCAGCCUGGCUCUCGUGCGUCCUCACUGGGACACAGAAGGUCGGGGCGCGCAUCUUCUUUCUCUCCGGUUCCCAGCGACUGCGUCGAUCUAACUCAGACCUCAGUGAUCACCAAUGAAUUUAAAAUCAUACGAACAAAUGAGAAAGAGCAACUACAGGGUCUUAACGACCGAUUUGCAAUGUUCAUCGAUAAAGUGCGUACCCUGGAGCAGCAAAACAAGGUGUUGGAGACGGAGUUGGUCACUCUGCGCCAGAGGCACAGCGAACCAUCCCGCCUGACUGAUCUGUAUCAGCAAGAGAUGCGGGAGCUGCGCAGCCAGAUAGACGAGCUCAACACCGAAAAGUCUCAGAUUCUCAUAGAAAGGGACAAUAUAGAAGAUGAUCUGCAAAAGCUGCGAAUCAAAUAUGAAGACGAGAUAAGGGCAAGAGAAGAGGCUGAACAGGCGCUCCGGUCGUACAAGAAAGACGUGGACGAUGCAACCCUGGUUCGCUUGGACCUGGAGAGGAAAGUUGAGUCUCUACUAGAUGAAAUCAAUUUCCUGAGAAAGGUACACGACGAGGAGGUGACGGAACUAACGAGUAUGAUGCACGCAGCCCAGGUAUCUGUCGAGGUCGAAGUAUCUAAACCCGAUCUCACCGCUGCCCUGAAGGAAAUACGAGGUCAAUAUGAGUCGCUGGCUUCAAAGAAUCUUCAGUCUGCAGAAGAAUGGUACAAGACAAAGUUUGCUAAUCUAAAUGAGCAGGCCGCAAGAACCAACGAGGCUAUACGAGCCAGCAAAGAGGAGAUAGGUGAUUACAGAAGACAAUUACAGUCCAAGACUAUUGAAAUUGAAACUCUGAGAGGAACCAACGAAUCACUGGAACGCCAGAUUCGCGAGAUGGACGACGCACACAAUAUGGACAUAGCAGGCUAUCAGGAAUCGAUUGGACAUCUUGAAAAUGAGCUUAGAAGUACAAAGAGCGAGAUGACGCGUCACCUUAGGGAAUAUCAAGACCUGCUGAAUGUUAAGAUGGCUCUGGACAUUGAAAUCACAGCAUACAGGAAACUUCUGGAAGGUGAAGAGACACACUUUGGCACAGGCAUGAUGUACCCCGUUCCUAACCAUGUGCCCAGCCAAAGCUAUGGCUACCAGACCCGCACUUACACCAGCUCCAACCAAAACCCCAAGAGAGAGAAGGAAGAGGAGAGUCAGGGCAAGUCCAAAAUGGCUGCACAGCAGCGGGAGAUGUUUGAGGAGAUCAUCGAGGAGACCAUUGUGACCAAGAAGGUAGAAAAGAGUGACCUGGUUGAUUUAAACUCCAACUAGACCAGCAGUGUCCUUAUUCAAUGGAGUGAAACUGUUCUGUUUCCCAUAUCUGUCCAUAAUUACAUAGCCUAUAAAGUAGUCCACCCGUAAUGUCAUCACAGUGACUGUAUACUGCUUUGAAUGUAAACAUGUUAUGUAUUAUACAAUACACUGCCAGUAGCUGUUGUCAAUUAUGUUUACAAUGAGUGAUUUUAUCACUUUGAAUGACAUUUCAGUGCUAAGGAAAGAUGACUUUUAUGUCUAAAUGUGUUUGUAAUUCUGUGUGAGUAUAAGUCUUAGAUCUAUACAUUCAAUCUAUUGUCUAAUCCAAAACUGACAUUUGUUUUUCAGUGUUGCCUCAUAGGAUUCACAAUGUAAACAUGGCAUAUAUAAGGCUAUUUUCAGACUGAUUAAAUCAGGAGAUUUAAGCCUAGGUUGUUCAUAUCAGUCCAACAGAAAAUUCUUAAUUUUCACUGACCUCUGAGCUAUUACUUACACAAUAAUAAUAAAAAAGAAAAGAUACUAGA